AUGAAAGUGCUUCAGCUCUUCAAGAAGAAGGAGAAGGAGCGCAAGCCCCGGGAGCUCCCCGACGCGCUCCGCCUAGGCGCGUCGGACCUGCACGUCCUCGAGAAGCGCGGCACGCAGACCGUCCUCGAGUCGCACCACUAUGCCGCGGAGGACGCCGCGCAGGACCCCUCGAGGCCGCAGGUCUCCCUGCCGCGGAUCCCCGGCAGGGCGCCCCAGCAGGCCCCGCCCCCUAACUACCCGCGCGGGGAGCUCGUGCGGCACCGCGCGGAGCCCGGGCAGGACGUGCGGUCGUCGUUCGUGUCGUGGCACGUCGUCGGACACGCCUGCCCGCCCGACGUGCUCCGCCAGGCCUGGUCGGUGCACCAGUUCUCCCCCCUCACGACCCUAGGCAAGGGCGCGAAGUCCCGGGUCUGGCAGGCGAAGGACCACGUCUCGGGCCGCACCGUCGUCUUCAAGGUGUACGACCUCCGGCGCAUGCAGGCCGGCGAGAUCGACCAGCUCGAGCGCGAGGCCGAGGUCCACGCGAAGCUCUCGCACCCGAACGUGCUGCAGCUCUGGGCGGCGUUCCAGGACCAGGUGGCGUGCUACUUCCUGCUCGAGCGGGCGGGCGACGACCUCUACAAGCGCUACCCGACGCUCCCCGCCAAGGACGAGUCGUACCUCUUCAUGGCCCCGGAGGUGCUCUCCUGCGGGCGCCUGCCCGACGGCUCGACGCUGCGCCGGGAGGACCGCGAGCCGUACGACGCGGCCGCGGACGUGUGGUCGGUCGGGUGCAUCGUCUUCGAGCUCUUCGCGCGCCACACGCCGUUCGUGCGCUCCACCAAGGAGGCCACAACUGCCGCGCUCGAGGCGUGCGACUACACGAUGCCGCGCUGGGCGUCGCGCGAGGCGCAGGACUUCAUCCGGCGGACGCUCGCGCUCGACCCGCGCGCGCGGCCGUCGAUCGCCGAGCUCCUCGACCACCGCUGGGUCGUCAUGCACGCGGGCCGCUCCGCGCAGGGGGCGGAGGCCGCCUCCGAGAACGUGCGGCGCAGCCUGCGCGUCGACGCGAGCGCGAACGCGUUCAUCGGCCAGGAGCCCACGCCCGGGUCCGAGAAGCACAUCUCUUUCGCGGGGUCGGCGUCGUCGACGGUGCUCGGAGACCCCCCCGUCGCGCGUCCGUCGCAGGCGCCGGAGCCGCAGGCGUCGCCGGUCCGGCCGGGGAGCGCGCGGGGCAAGGCGAGGGCCCAGCAGGCGCUGAACACGCUCGUCGAGAGCGAGGAGACGCUCGCGUCCGCGGACUCGCUCAAAGACCUGUUCCCGAAGAACGUCAAGGCCUCGCUGCUGCUGAGCGCGGUGGCGCGCGCGGGGCGGAAGAACUCGGGGGAGUACUUCCGGAAGGUGUCGCCGCCGCGCGCGAACCUGGACUCGGUCGACGAGCACGCGCCGUCCGCGCACGGAGCGCAGGGGGCGCGCGACGCGCAGGAGGAGGAGAUCGGGGACCUCGCGCGGCGCGCGGCGUCGAUGUCGGUGGGCUGGCUGUCGCGGCAGAACCGGCAGUGGAACGCGCGGCCGGCGGCGGCGGCGGCGGCGGUGCCGGCGGAGGCGGAGGCGGAGGAGGGGGAGUGUGUGCUUGGCGGGGGGGAGUCGGUGCUGGGCGACGGCGUGGGGCCGGUGCGCGACACGCUCACGCGGGCGGCGCUCGCCGCGCGCGGGUCGCGCGGCGCGGGCAGCCCCGGGAAGCGCCGCUCGACGGACGCGUCCGGCAUGAUCUGGAUGGGGAAGACCCCCCGGUGCUCCACGGAGGACCUCAACACCCCCCUCGCGCGCAUCCUCGCCCGCAACCGCGCGCCCAGCGUGACGGCCAAGUGCGCGCAGGUCCUGCGCGACGCGCCCCCCGCGCGCUUCCGCGUCAUCUCGUACGGCCUGCAGCAGGCCUCGGAGACCUCUCAACACAGCGCCGAUUAG
Pedinophyceae sp. YPF-701 is the source of this 1947-nucleotide messenger RNA. The record is from the annotation of a GenBank genome assembly. Lineage: Eukaryota; Viridiplantae; Chlorophyta; Pedinophyceae.